Pyrgilauda ruficollis (rufous-necked snowfinch) is the source of this 4262-nucleotide messenger RNA. It is a transcript of the gene EIF4G2, whose product is annotated as eukaryotic translation initiation factor 4 gamma 2. The record is from RefSeq and is a predicted model, not a curated record. Gene Ontology annotation, molecular function: mRNA binding; translation initiation factor activity; protein binding. The transcript has 22 exons. Bases 935 to 3040 code for a protein of 701 amino acids. Gene Ontology annotation, cellular component: eukaryotic translation initiation factor 4F complex. Lineage: Eukaryota; Metazoa; Chordata; Aves; Passeriformes; Passeridae.
UGAUAAAGUUAGUGGGGCUGCCGGGGAGCGCCCGAGACGCGGCGGCGGCGGUCGGCGCUCUAUGGAGGUGGCGGGGGGAGGCGUCGGGUCGGUGCUGCUGCUGCUGUGGUGACUCGGAGACUCGCCCUGUCCCGCGCGCUCCCCCCUUCCCCUCCCCAGCCCCGGUCCCCGGCUCCCUUCCCCUCCCCCCCCUUCUCUUGCCUUUUCCCCUGCCCUUGGUAGCCGCCGGGACCCGGGGAAGCUGACAAGGCCUUAGGGAAGGUUUUGUUUUUCCCUACCCCGUCAAUUUAAUUUUAUUCUUUUGAAGAUUCUUCGUUGUCAAGCCGCCAAAGUGGAGAGUGCGAUUGCAGAAGGGGGUGCUUCUCGUUUCAGUGCUUCUUCAGGCGGAGGAGGUGGUAGGGGUGCACCUCAGCACUAUCCCAAGACUGCCAGCAACAGCGAGUUCCUGGGGAAAACCCCAGGGCAAAACGCUCAGAAAUGGAUUCCUUCACGAAGCACUAGACGAGAUGACGACUCCGCAAACGACAAAGAACGACAUGAUGCAAUCUUCAGGAAAGUAAGAGGCAUACUAAAUAAGCUUACUCCUGAAAAGUUUGACAAGCUAUGCCUUGAGCUCCUCAAUGUGGGUGUAGAAUCUAAGCUCAUCCUAAAAGGGGUCAUACUGCUGAUCGUAGACAAAGCCCUUGAAGAGCCCAAGUAUAGCUCGCUGUACGCUCAACUAUGUCUGCGACUGGCAGAAGAUGCACCCAACUUUGAUGGCCCAUCAGCAGAGAGUCAUCCAGGACAGAAGCAAAGCACAACAUUCAGACGCCUCCUAAUAUCUAAACUUCAAGAUGAAUUUGAAAACCGAACCAGAAAUGUUGAUAUCUAUGAUAAGCAUGAUGGUCCCCUCCUCCCUGAGGAGGAGGAACAGAGAGCCAUUGCCAAGAUCAAGAUGCUGGGGAACAUCAAAUUCAUUGGAGAACUUGGCAAGCUUGAUCUUAUUCAUGAAUCUAUCCUUCAUAAGUGCAUCAAAACACUUUUGGAAAAGAAGAAGAGAGUUCAACUCAAAGAUAUGGGGGAGGAUUUGGAGUGCCUCUGUCAGAUAAUGAGGACAGUGGGACCUAGAUUAGAUCAUGCGAAAGCCAAGUCCUUAAUGGAUCAGUACUUUGCCCGUAUGCGCUCCUUGAUGUCAAGUAAGGAAUUGCCAGCAAGGAUUCGUUUCCUGCUGCAGGAUACUGUGGAGUUGAGAGAACACAACUGGGUUCCUCGCAAAGCUUUUCUUGACAAUGGACCAAAGACUAUCAAUCAAAUCCGUCAAGAUGCAGUAAAAGAUCUGGGAGUUUUUAUUCCUGCUCCUAUGUCUCAAGGGAUGCGAAGCGACUUCUUUCUGGAGGGACCCUUCAUGCCACCCAGGAUGAAACUUGACAGGGACCCACUCGGAGGGCUUGCUGAUAUGUUUGGACAAAUGCCAGGUAGCGGAAUUGGUACUGGUCCAGGGGUUAUUCAGGAUAGAUUCUCACCCACCAUGGGACGCCAUCGUUCAAACCAACUCUUCAAUGGCCAUGGGGGUCACCUCAUGCCUUCUGCUCAAUCCCAGUUUGGAGACCUAGGCAAAUCUUUUCUGAAAAGUCAGGGGCAAAGCCAACUCUACCAUACCCAGAAUCAGGGACUCUUAUCCCAGCAACAAGGACAGUCGAAGGAUAUGCCACCUCGGUUUUCUAAGAAAGGACAGCUUAAUGCAGAUGAGAUUAGCCUGAGACCUGCUCAGUCUUUCCUGAUGAAUAAAAACCAAGUGCCAAAGCUUCAGCCCCAGAUAACUAUGAUUCCUCCCAGUGCUCAACCACCACGCACUCAGACACCGCCUUUGGGACAGCCGCCUCAACUUGGUCUUAAAACAAAUCCACCACUUAUACAAGAGAAGCCUGCAAAGACCACCAAGAAACCACCUCCUUCUAAGGAAGAGCUACUUAAACAAACUGAGGCUGUUGUGACUGAGUAUCUGAACAAUGGAAAUGCUAAUGAUGCUGUCAAUACUGUAAGAGAAAUGAGAGCUCCGAAACACUUCAUUCCUGAGAUGCUGAGCAAAGUAAUCCUUCAAUCCCUAGACAGAUCAGAUGAGGACAAAGAGAAAGCAAGUACUUUGAUCAGCUUGCUCAAGCAGGAGGGAAUAGCCACCAGUGACAACUUCAUGCAGGCAUUCCUGAAUGUAUUGGACCAGUGCCCCAAACUGGAGGUGGACAUCCCAUUGGUGAAAUCCUACUUAGCACAGUUUGCAGCCCGUGCCAUUAUUUCAGACCUGGUGAGCAUUUCCGAACUGGCUCAACCACUGGAAAGUGGCACCCAUUUCCCUCUCUUCCUGCUCUGUCUUCAGCAGUUAGCUAAGUUACAAGACCGUGAAUGGCUAACAGAAUUGUUCCAACAAAGCAAAGUGAAUAUGCAGAAAAUGUUACCAGAAAUUGACCAGAACAAGGAUCGCAUGCUGGAGAUCUUGGAAGGGAAGGGGCUUAGCUUCUUGUUCCCGCUUCUGAAACUGGAGAAGGAACUGCUAAAGCAAAUAAAAUCGGAUCCAUCCCCUCAAGCCAUCUAUAAGUGGAUUAAAGAUAACAUUUCACCCAAGCUUCAUGUAGAUAAGGGAUUUGUGAAUAUAUUGAUGACCAGUUUCUUGCAGUAUAUUUCUAGUGAAGUAAACCCACCCAGUGACGAAUCGGAUUCUUCAUCUGCUCCAUCUAAAGAGCAGCUCGAGCAGGAAAAACAGCUGCUUCUUUCCUUCAAGCCGGUGAUGCAGAAGUUCCUCCAUGACCAUGUUGAUCUGCAAGUGAGUGCUUUGUAUGCACUCCAGGUGCACUGCUACAACAAUAAUUUUCCAAAAGGCAUGUUACUGCGCUUCUUUGUUCAUUUCUAUGACAUGGAGAUCAUUGAAGAAGAAGCCUUCUUGGCAUGGAAAGAAGACAUUACUCAAGAGUUUCCAGGGAAAGGCAAAGCUUUAUUCCAGGUAAACCAGUGGUUAACCUGGCUGGAAACUGCUGAAGAAGAAGAAUCUGAAGAAGAAGCUGACUAAAGAACCAGCCAAAGCCUUAAAUUGUGCAAACAUACUGUUGCUAUGAUGUAACUGCAUUUGACCUAACCACUGCGAAAAUUCAUUCCGCUGUAAUGUUUCACAAUAUUUAAAGCAGAAGUAUGUCAGUAGGAUAUUCUCUGCAAAAGGUUUUUGUAGUAUGUCUUAAUAGUCUACAAUAAAAAUAUUUUAGAGUAUCUUCAAUGUUUAGAUAACAGUGUAUUAGCAGCAUGCAAUAAUUACAUCAUAAGUUCUCGAGCAGAAGCAGUCUGUUGCAAGGGUCUUCUUUGCUGCCAGUUAUCAUAGGCUGUUUUUAAGUUAGAAACUGAAUAGCAACACUGAAUACUGUAGAAAUGCACUUUGCUCAGUGUAAUACUUGAGUUGUUGCAAUAUUUGAUUAUCCAUUUGGUUGUUACAGAGAAUCCUUAACUGUAAUCGAUGGUUGUUGCCGUAAUAGUAUAUUUGCCUGUAUUUCUACCUCUAGUAAUGGGCUUUAUGUGCUAGGUUUUAAUAUCCUUGAGCCUGGGCAAGUGCACAAGUCUUUUUUAAAAGGAACAGUUUACUUGCACAAAAACUGAUCGGCUGAAGAGAUGGUUUAAUGCCCUUUGGAAGAGGUUUUUGUGGGUGUGAAACAUGACAUGGUGAGAAAUUUGAAUUGGUCCCUCUUACAGUACUGAAAUUAAGUCUAUUAAUUUAUCAAGACAUGUUCAUGCCCUGAUUUUAUAUACUUGUAUCUAUCAAUAAACAUUGUGAUACUUGACUUGUUUCUGAAUGUCUCCCAGUAGAAAAGCUUUGGUUGAUGACUUGUUCACUUAAGAAAGGAAGUAUCAGUGGGAGUUACCUUAGGUUGCAACCAUCCUGAAAUUACUUUUACACUCCUUGUCUGGAUAUGCAGAUGAAUUCUAAAUAAGGUCACAGACAAGAUGAGACACUACAGUUGUGUUGUGACAGAAGGAGAAUGAUGGGAUUCUGUUGAAGAAAUGGUAGGGGUUUGCCUUGUGGUCCAAUGUAUGCUUUAUCAGUGAGUAUGUGCUUUUGACUUGGUUAAUGCUUUGAGCUUCCCCCCAGGCCACAUGCAUGUUUCUGAAUCAAGUGGCACUGUCUAUUAGCUGCCUGUUUCUCGAAUUGAAUUGGCAAAAAAAACCCCUACAAAAGAGGUGAAUGAUGUUGCAUUGUACAGGCUUGAAAUGUCAUCUAUUAAAUACUCAAAACACCUUACUUCCUA